AGCACGGAAGAUAGCGCACAAGAUUUCACAACUUACAAAAGUCAAAAGAAUUUCGUUAAAGUUAUCGGUUAUCUGCUGCAGCUUCUGACAGGGAUGGUAGUGUCGAACAACAGUGUGUGUGCAAUUGCAAUAUUUGGGGGCGACGUACCAAAAUACCUUGUUUAAUUAACAAAUAAAUUCACAUCAAAGUAUCAUAAUGAUUAUAUACGUUGUUUCUAUUUAAUUGGGUGCGUCGCCCAUCGAGAGACAGUACAGAGCUGGGCGUCUCUCGUUAGCUGUGGUGUGGUACCCGUCCGCACAGCCUUGCCUAGGUCAGUACAGACCCAGCAGGCCGCGUUGUGAGGAACGCCGUACUUAUGUCAAAAUAUCAAACAAUCGGAGGGAAUGAACAACGACAGAUACACGUGGUAAGGAAUACACAGUCGAGUGGGAGGCUCCACAAACUCCUCCUUACUUACUCAUACAAUCGUAUCAAACUUCACCGCGUUACUCCGUAGGAUUUAAUUCAAUAUAAUCGCUGUUCCCGUACACGAGCAGACCAAGUCUAGCCCGGCAGUGUUUAGGAAAUUAUACUAACUCGUUGCUUUUUUAACAUCUAAAAGUCAGAGAAAUCAUAUUAGAGGGGACGGAUAUUGCUCCUCAACUCAACCAGCACGACUCGGCUUCAGACGUCAGUGGGGACAGGUCGGAUAAUUAAAACCUAGGAAAUACAAAGGACUCAUCUUCCGAUACCAAGACAUGUGACUUCUUGUGACAGAGUUAGAUGGUCAUACAGUUCUGUUAUAUAGCAGGUCACCUUGUUCGAUAGCAACCGAAACCACAUGCCUCCCAGUGGUCGGUCAAGGUCAGUGAUACUGAAGACGGUCGGCCAAGAUUUCUGUGACGUAGUUUGAUAAUUGUGUGACAUUGGACGUUGUGUUUAGAGACAUGGUAACCCCUGGUCUAUUUUUUGGGGUGGCCACUUUCCUCGUGGUCCUGGCCGGAUAUUGUGACGGACAAGAACCACCGGCAGAGAAGCGUCUCCAUAGCGACCUGUUGGUGCGGGGUAGAUACAGCAAACUCAUCCGUCCUUCCGGUACUGACGGAAACAGUAGCGUCCAGAAGCUGACGGUCAAACUGGGCAUGCGCCUCACACAGCUUCUCAACAUGGACGAGAAGAGUCAGAUCAUGACGACAAGUGUUUGGCUCCGACAAGAAUGGAUUGACGGGCGUCUGAAGUGGGACCCUCGGGCGUACGGCGGCCUACAGGUCACACACAUUCCAUCCAACGACCUCUGGCGGCCGGACAUUGUCUUGUACAACAAUGCGGAUGGAGACUAUGUAGUGACCCUUUUGACGAAAGCUGCUGUCCAUUUCACUGGUCUGGUAGUGUGGGAGCCACCGGUCAUCUACAAGAGCUAUUGUCCAAUCAACGUCGAGUAUUUCCCGUUCGACAUGCAAGAAUGCUUUAUGAAGUUUGGCACGUGGACAUACGAUGGACAUCAGGUUGACCUACGUCACUUGUGUGAUUCCAAGGCCGUCAUGGUCGGCGAGAACGAGCAGGUGAUUGACAGGGGUAUCGACAUCCGGGACUUUUACCAGAACGUCGAAUGGGAUAUCAUUAAUGUGACGGCACGGCGGAAGGAGAAAAAUUACCCGUGUUGUGAACAGCCGUACUACGAUAUCAUGUUUAAUAUCACAUUGAGGCGGAGGACUCUUUUCUACUCCCUCAAUCUGAUUAUGCCCUGUCUGUCCAUUUCGUGUCUAACUGUACUUGUGUUUUACUUGCCCUCGGACAGCGGGGAGAAAAUCACGCUCAGUAUUUCCAUCCUCCUGGCUCUAACUGUGUUCUUCCUGCUGCUGUCCGAUAUAAACCCGCCAACCUCGCUGGUCAUACCGCUGAUCGGAAAGUAUCUGCUGUUUACCAUGAUAGUAGUGACUAUGUCCAUUUUUCUAGCUGUUUACACUCUUGGCAUCAACUUCAGAACUCCCACAACACAUAAAAUGAAUCCAUGGGUUAAACGUGUUUUUACAGAAAUUUUACCUAGGAUACUAUUGAUGAAAAAGCCCGACUUAGAAAGGAAACAGAAGGUGCCGAUACGGACGGUUAACGGGAUAGAAAUGAGGGAGGUGAGAAACAUCUAUAGUAGUACCGGGACGUCCUCUCGGGGCACCUCCAAUCAGUACGAUAACCUCCACCAAAGGAACAUGUCGGAGGAGAGAGCGGAAAUGAAUAAAUAUCCAACGGAAGUGCGUGAUGCACUCCAAGGCGUUACGUACAUCGCCAAUCAUCUCCGAUCCGAGGACGACGAUAACUCGGAAGUUCGAGAUUGGAAGUACGUUGCUAUGGUGAUGGACCGGCUAUUCCUCUACAUUUUCACGACAGCUUGUGUUUGUGGCACGUUAAGUAUAUUUCUGUAUGCGCCUUCCCUCUACGACAAACGCCCUCCACUAGCGCUCAAUGACGCCACGGACAUUUGUACAAUCUAGGUGACAGCGACGUUUCGCGAACGCGCUAUACCAAAUAUGACCACGUGAUAAGCAUUCACCAAUGGAAUGCCACUGAUCCAACAAUUGUGAUCUCACUGUAACAUAAAGGAUGGAAUAAAGCUUUGUUUUUUAUAAA
Messenger RNA from Mizuhopecten yessoensis (Yesso scallop), 2605 nucleotides. Its product is annotated as acetylcholine receptor subunit alpha-like 1. The transcript is spliced from 5 exons. The record is from RefSeq and is a predicted model, not a curated record. Gene Ontology annotation, molecular function: acetylcholine-gated monoatomic cation-selective channel activity; transmembrane signaling receptor activity. The coding region runs from base 928 to 2469 and encodes 513 amino acids. Gene Ontology annotation, biological process: signal transduction; nervous system process; monoatomic ion transmembrane transport. Gene Ontology annotation, cellular component: synapse; postsynaptic membrane; neuron projection. NCBI's taxonomy places the organism in Eukaryota, Metazoa, Mollusca, Bivalvia, Pectinida, Pectinidae.